Messenger RNA from Peromyscus maniculatus bairdii (prairie deer mouse), 4433 nucleotides. Lineage: Eukaryota; Metazoa; Chordata; Mammalia; Rodentia; Cricetidae. The record is from RefSeq and is a predicted model, not a curated record.
UUCCAGUUACUAUGGCAAUGACAGCAGGGGCAGCAACCACCUUUCCUAUGAGCAACCAUACCCGGGAAAGAGUGACUGUGGCCAAGCUCACACUGGAGAAUUUUUACAGCAACCUAAUUUUGCAGCAUGAAGAGAGAGAAACCAGGCAGAAGAAAUUAGAAGUGGCCAUGGAAGAAGAAGGAUUGGCAGAUGAGGAGAAAAAGUUACGCCGAUCACAACAUGCUCGUAAAGAAACAGAGUUCUUACGGCUCAAGAGGACCAGACUUGGCCUGGAUGACUUUGAGUCUCUGAAGGUUAUAGGGAGAGGAGCUUUUGGAGAGGUGCGGCUGGUCCAGAAGAAGGACACGGGGCACAUCUAUGCCAUGAAGAUCCUGAGGAAAGCUGACAUGCUUGAAAAGGAGCAGGUGGCUCAUAUUCGAGCUGAAAGAGACAUUUUGGUGGAAGCAGACGGUGCCUGGGUGGUGAAGAUGUUCUACAGUUUUCAGGACAAGCGGAAUCUCUACCUGAUCAUGGAGUUUCUUCCUGGAGGUGACAUGAUGACGCUGCUGAUGAAGAAGGACACCUUGACGGAAGAGGAGACACAGUUCUACAUCUCAGAGACAGUCUUGGCGAUCGACGCAAUCCACCAGCUGGGCUUCAUCCACCGGGACAUCAAGCCAGACAACCUUUUACUGGAUGCCAAGGGGCAUGUGAAACUGUCUGAUUUCGGUCUGUGCACGGGAUUAAAGAAAGCGCACAGGACUGAAUUCUACAGAAACCUCUCGCACAACCCACCAAGGGACUUCUCGUUUCAGAACAUGAACUCGAAGCGGAAAGCGGAGACCUGGAAGAAGAACAGGAGACAGCUGGCAUAUUCCACAGUCGGAACACCAGACUACAUUGCUCCAGAGGUCUUCAUGCAGACUGGCUACAGCACACUGUGUGACUGGUGGUCCUUGGGAGUGAUCAUGUAUGAAAUGCUAAUAGGCUUCCCACCUUUCUGCUCUGAAACCCCUCAGGAGACAUACAGAAAAGUUAUGAGCUGGAAGGAGACACUGGCAUUUCCUCCAGAAGUGCCUGUCUCUGAGAAAGCCAAGGACUUGAUUCUCAGAUUUUGUACUGAUUCUGAGAACAGAAUUGGGAAUGGUGGUGUAGAAGAGAUCAAAGGUCACCCCUUCUUUGAGGGUGUAGACUGGGGGCAUAUCAGGGAAAGGCCAGCAGCCAUCCCUAUAGAAAUCAAGAGCAUUGACGACACCUCAAACUUUGAUGACUUCCCCGAGUCUGAUAUCUUACAGCCAGUGCCGAAUACCACAGAGCCCGACUACAAAUCCAAAGACUGGGUUUUCCUCAAUUACACCUACAAAAGGUUCGAAGGGCUGACCCAGCGCGGCUCCAUCCCCACGUACGUGAAAGCCGGGAAAUCAUGAGUGACAGUCACAGUCACCCACAGCCAAGAACUCAGGUAGCUGCAUCUCCAGGCUGGCUUGGCAACAACACCAGACACUCCCAGGAUGCUGGUGCUCACCAGCCCGAGGAACUUCAACAGGCUUGGAUUCUGAGACAACUGCAGGAAUCGCUCGGCUUUUUUUUUUUUUUUUUUAAUAUUAUUUGUAUUAACUUUAUUAUACAAAGGUACUGGAACAAAAGGAACGGACAUUCCUUCCUAACUGCACUGCCUAUGUGCUUGUUGAGGUCCAUUCUGCCUGUGUUCUGCGCUUCCAACUGCAACACUAAUCCAGCCAGAACUGCGUAGCACUGACGGCGCCGUGGCAGCCUGCGGUCGGUCACUCUUGGUGUCCCUGCUUCACUGCAAAGCUCGUGGGUCUUGAAUCAGUAAAAGCCAUCUGUAGCUGCUGGAGAACAUUCGCCGUGUUGGUUUGGAUGCUGUGGGCUCUGCGUGAAGACAGCUUCUGUAACGGUCCUAAGGAGAAGGACUCUGACGUCAGCAUGAGAAUUUCCUGUCAGGCUCUCACAGUCCCUGGGGUAGGGAAGGUGACCUUCUGUCAGGGUGAGGACAUGUCUCACCUUCACUCCAGCAUCCUCCCAGGCUGACUGCUCUGAGUAGUGACCACUGUUUGCACACGUAGGGAGAUGUACUACUGUACUCAGCAAAUGUCAGUUACUUUUCUUGUGAUACAAGGACUUCUUUUUUAACAAGAGGACAGGCGUUAUUUUAACUGGGUGAUGGUGAGUUGAGUUUCAUAAAUGACCAUGAAAGCUGCUUGUAGAACCUAGUGUAUUUUUAUUAAACUAUUUUUUUAAAUGUCAAACUUCUGAUCAUGUCAAUGGACACGUGGAGAACAAGAGUGAGACUCACUUGGGCUUUCUGCAAAGUCAGUGUGUGUCAUUGCUGGUACCCUUUGUUUCCUUUGGUAGCUUUAGUGCCAUUGUUUUCCAAUGAACCAAAGAUCCUGAACAGUGGCAGUCAGUGGUGAGUGGAACUCCACUUUCCAGGGGGUGCUACACUCCACGUGACAGACUUUCAACAGGCCAGCCCUGUUCAUGGUUAGUUCAUCACUGUGGUUGAAGUCCACAAUGGAGUAAAGGAAGCGGGUACAGGCCGGAGAGGGGCGGGAGUGACUGAAGACUGGGCAGAAAACGUCAGCAUCAGAUUCCUCAGGUAUUUGCCCGAUGAUUGCAUCAUCUUUUCUUGCUCAGCAUUUUGACUCUAAAACAACGUUCUAAGUUGUAGUUGAGAAAUAACUUCUCAGCAAAUGGUUAAUGUUUAUCAUCUGUGAUGGAGAUGGAAUGAGGAUUUAUUAGGAGGAAUGUCUCAUGGGGGGACUGAGCAAUGCCUUGUACAAAUUUCCAAAAGCUUUUAAAACACUGCUGCUGGAUGACCCCUUUUCCAUCAAGGCUAUCAGCUCUUGAAGUAUUUUGGUGAAUUGCUGGGUCUGGUGAGUACUCUCCACCUGUUAGUCUACUGGCUUAACUGUAGCCUGAUCCUGUGACUGAGUGUUUGGAGAAAGCAGACUGGACACAGUGGAUAUCUCAUCUCACUGAUGACUCUAAUUAACUGCCUUAACUUAUAUGGGGUGUGUGGGCUCCUCCAGCUCAUCUGUUUCGGAGGUGCAGCAGCAGAGACUCCAGCAAUAGAAUGGGACUUUACUAGUGUGGGGUGACGAGGUUGGACACAGAGCACUGUGUUCCCUAGCUCAGGUGUGAUUAACUACCUGGCUUCCACAGGGUGACAGUGUUGUCAAGUCCAGGUAACGGGUAGGUUGAGACUAGUGUAAGGAAGAACUACCCAGCUUACGUUUCUGUGAUGUAGGGACAGCACUUUGAUCUCCCUGUUGUGACCAGGAAGAACAGUUUUCCUGGUGGUGGAGGGCUUUUGAGAAGUUUGCUUUGCUAGAGUUAACAGGAGUCAGUCUUCAGGGAUUGCUCAUGAAAGCCUUUCUUAAGCUACUAUCUAAAGGCAAUGAAAGACUGUGCCUGCCCCUUGGAAGCUAAAAAUAUGAAUCAGGGUACAGAUGAAGCAAAUAACUGACUUUCCAUUGUAUAUCCCCCAUAUCUCAGGUGAAUCAUGUAAUUUAAGUGACAAAAGUCUGUCUAAUCACUGGGCAUAGUGAUAUUUUCUCUAGUCUCUGUUUUGAAUCAAAGAAGUUUUACUAUGUGGUUUGGGCUUUUCUAAGGAUAUAGAAAGUGUGUCUGAUCCAGAUCUAUUGGUUUCCUGUUUUAAUACAGACAUUCACUUUCCAUUAAAGCCUUCGUGUUAAGGCAGUUGUUAACAGCCAAGUCUGCAGGUGUGUGAAGCCCUCAGCUGUCCAGAAGCAGCAGUGACCGCUCAGCCAUAGGUGACAGUUAGUCUAGUGAAAAUGCCAGCUGUGGGCUAUUAAAAAGGAUUCUUCAUUGCUGAGGCUUAGAUGGGGCUCACUUAUUCCCAUAACAGCAUAGCUUUCUAACACAUGCAUAGCUUUGCACAAGGUAUACAUCUUUAAGUAUUUUGAAGCAUAUUUAUAUUUGAUGUUUUGCUGUAGAACACCUUUAGACAGUCUGUGCUGUCAAGAGUAAUGGCUACCUGUCUUUUGGCGGUCUACAAGUAAGUUACUUGACGAUCAGAAGAGUCCCUGGCUACCUGACACACUCUUUGAGUUGUUAAAAUUCAGAAAAUUCAAAAGCAACUGUUUUGCUGUGAUCACAAUUAUUUCUCAUUUUAUUUCAAAUUAAUUUUCUCUGUAGAAGUGCACUUAUUUCUGAAAAUCUUAUGAAGCCAACACUUAAUAAAUAUAAGACAAUUGGGACUACUAGAAAUAUUUUAGAUUUUUAUUACAAAAUGUGAGCAAAUAAUGCUGCUUUUAAAGGAAUAAAGAAAUAAAAGUGUAUUGUAGUUAUUUUUUUAAAAACAAUAUAAUUCAGCAGUUGUCCAGAACCAUCGAGCUUCAGAGUCCAGCGUUUCGAAGACUGUUGGGCAGCAAGAAAGCACAGCGAGAAUAAAAACCGUGUUUCUGAAA